UUAAAGGUAGACGUCUGGCCAUCCAUCGCGGUCCGGGGACGAUGCGAUUUCCGAUCGCGUCUUUCUUUGUCGGCCCCAACUGGCUGACGGGGGUGUUCGUCGACGCCACAUGGGCUCGAUGUCAGCUCCAACUGCAGCGCACGGCGGCACAACACCGCUAGCUGCACUAACAUCCGUAUUUACGCCUCCCUGUCCCACUUCCUGGCUCCUGACGACCACCAGGUCGUUCUCCCAGUACCCGCCUUUUCCGACAACGGGCCCAGCGUCCUGCGACCCACCCUCGUGGAGGACCAACAUCGCCAGAGCCGGCUUUCAUUACUACUCCCCUGCCAUCUGCCCGCGAGGAUUCGUUGUCGGCCCAAACUGCAGCAUCACCAAAACCCGGACAGACGAGGGCUUCCCCGCUAUCGCGCCUGGAGAGACGGCCGUGUAUUGCGUGCCCAGCGGAUUGACCUGCACAACCGACCUGACUGACUUUCGCGGCGGUGUAUGGGGCUUCGCGAGUGGUGGAACAACGCCUGGCGCUCUUUCAACGGUCGGACCAGCAAUUCAGAUUCGAUGGGUGGAGGCAGACCUGACCAAGUUUGAAACCCAUCCCCUCACACCAGGCCUCGAACUCCCUAGGACAAGUUCCAAAAAGACACGGACCCCCGGUAUGGGGUCGACUACCACCACUGGUCCCGCCACAGGAACAACCGGGGAACAGGAGAACCGGCCGGCGCCGGACGGCGGGGAAACCCAAACGUCGACGGAGUUAACCACAAUUACCAGGGACUCGGCCGGGUCUGGCCUCACGCAUAUUUUUGACGCGCCAGAGCCGACACGGAGCCUUGCUCCAGCGAAUACCGGCGGGAACGAUUCAAGCGGAGGACUCGGGUCACUGGACCGGACCACCAGCAUUGUCGUCAUCGUCGUGGUAACAGUUGUCGCCGGUAUUAGCCUCUGGGUGGCCGCGUUCCUUCUAGUUCGGCGGUAUAAAAAAAGAGCCGCAAAUCGGAAAGGGUCGUCGCCUUCGACAACAUAUGGGGACGACACUAGCCUGGAACAGGGGCGGAGUCGGCACACGCGAGGCGACUCGGGCGUGUCGCGGUCAAUAAUCAGUCCGGCGUCGGAGCUGUAUGCCGGGCCUCCGGCGAUUGGCAGCACUCCGAACCCCGCCGAGCUCGAAGGCGACGUUAUGGUCCCGCUGCCCGCCAAAACAUGGGUGCACCAAAGGUUGUGGCACAAAGGCUCAUCGUUGCAGCCGCCAAUGACCUCGCCGCGAUCGAUGAUGUCGAGGUCAACGCGUCGGACUGUGCGGGAGUCGUUUGGCGAGAAGGUCAACGAUCCAGCGGCAGCAUUGGGAAGGCUAAAAAUACCAAACUCGCGAUCGAUGGGACGGCCCUCGCCGGGCUCAUCCAGCCCGGGAGGACGCAGCUUCUGGAGGAUGCAGAGGAGUCCGAGGAGUCCAUUGCCGCCGGCGAGACUGAGCGCGCAAUUGCCCAAGCCGUCGCCAAGGUCUAGGCUGAGUGGUAACGUGAACGUGUCGAGGGCGAGUACGCCGGGGCGAUGGAAGCCCGGGUGGCAAGGCGAUGGUGUCGUCGGAACCCAGCGUGAUGCUGCGCAAUCACACGGCGAGCAUCGUCGAGCUGAUGAUGGGUUGGAAGAGGCGAUGACGAUCACGAUACCAGUCUUGGCUCCAACCCGAUAAGCCGGAUAAGCGUGCCCCACCCCUGCCGACGACAUCACCGAACCAGCAGAAGAGGGAGAGAUCAUGCACGAUGAGAUCGAGAAUCGUUAGGCGGAUGGAUUCUGGUUUUAUUAUUUUAACUUCUCUACCGCGCUCUUUGCCCCUCCCCCAAAAUCAUUUUAUUCCACACCUUCCUUCAUCCUCUAUCGCGAGGGGAUACAAACACCACAACCACCACCAGCGGGGCCUCUCUUACAAGGCGCCAAACCCACUAAAACACCAUCCAACCAUCACCAACCCCUGGUUUGUUCCACCAAAAAGGACACCAACCAACAAAAUGUCCAACUCCACCAACGAACCCACUAACCGCGCCACCAAACCCCGAACCGCGCCAGGCGAUGCCAUCGCAG
Molecule: messenger RNA, 2079 nt
Organism: Chaetomium fimeti
Lineage: Eukaryota; Fungi; Ascomycota; Sordariomycetes; Sordariales; Chaetomiaceae
Exons: 1
Coding region: 110-1690 (526 amino acids)
Source: RefSeq, a predicted model, not a curated record